Ruditapes philippinarum (Manila clam) is the source of this 8617-nucleotide messenger RNA. RefSeq names its product fibroblast growth factor receptor 2-like. Lineage: Eukaryota; Metazoa; Mollusca; Bivalvia; Venerida; Veneridae. Gene Ontology annotation, molecular function: fibroblast growth factor receptor activity; ATP binding. Bases 368 to 2815 code for a protein of 815 amino acids. Gene Ontology annotation, cellular component: membrane; signaling receptor complex. The record is from RefSeq and is a predicted model, not a curated record. The transcript is spliced from 17 exons. Gene Ontology annotation, biological process: positive regulation of kinase activity; fibroblast growth factor receptor signaling pathway; positive regulation of cell population proliferation.
GGAGCAUACAAGAAACAUCUUGUAAGAAAACUAUACUAGAGAUGAAAUUAGCGUGUAGUUUAAAUACUGGAUUAUCUGUAGCGUUGUGUUGCAUAUGAUGAAAUAUUAUGCUGGAUGGUUAAUAGAUACAUACAAAGUUUGGAAAUUUUAUGUUGAUUAAGUUUUAUGUGUGUAAUUUAGUGGAGUUACUCUUUGUGAUAUAUUUGAAAGUGAAAAUUGUGGUUUUAACUUUUAUUGCAAGUGAUUAGAAUAAUGAAAAUAAUAAUUUCCUCAUUGGGAAUAUAGGCAAAUAUUUAUAGGAAAAAAGAAACUGUAUAAUAAGAAGGACUUAAGUCUGUGAUUUACUUCGAGCCGUUAUGAAAAGACUAUGUGUUUAGCUCAAGUGCUGACCCUAGCUGUCUUGGCUACCGUUAUUGGUGCUCAAGAUGGCGCUGGCUCACCACCAAAGUUUAAGAUAGUACCCAUACAAGAUGUCGUGGCAUUAGUUGAUGGGUCACAUAAAUUUCUAUGUAAGGUUCGGGGAAAUCCUAAGCCUUACCUUGUAUGGUACCAUAAAAAUGAAAUGCUGUCUCCCAAUGAAAAUGUAAAGAUUGGUAAAUAUUCUCUGCAAGUCAGUAACUUAAAGAAGUCUGAUGGGGGACAGUAUAGCUGUAAAGCUUCAAAUGUUCAUGGUGUCAUCUGGGGUAACUUUACCCUACAGGUUGUCAACAAUGAAGAUGAAGUGAAAGCACCAGAAUGGUAUGAAUACACCGACGAAAACGACAGAGAAUUUGAUGACCUUAGAGGACCUCCAGAAUUUAAGAAACGGUUAAAUCAGGUGCGAUUUCUUGCGAGAGCUGCCACCAGCUCCGUAGAGUUUGACUGUGAUGUCCUAGCAUACCCUACUGCCAAAAUAAAUUGGUGGAAAAAUGGAAUUCCAGUCAAAGAGAAACUAGGAAAGUUUAUAUUUGAUGGCUAUAAGCUGACAGUCAAGUCCCUAACUCUGGAUGACAAAGGCAACUAUACCUGUGUGGUGCAAAAUGAGUAUGGCUCCGUUAAUUGGACUACAAAACUGGCAGUUCAGCAGCGAGUGGCGAUUGCCCCAAUCAUGGAAGAUGUAAAAAAUCAGACGGCGCUUAUCGGCACCAAUGUGACAUUCACCUGCCAAAUAGUCAUGAGUGAUUCUCAACCCCUGUUGCAGUGGCUUCGCCAUUUUAAGAAAAAUGAUUCCUUUGUAAAUGAGAAAGGGGAACCGUAUGUGAAAAUUUUACAGGGUGAAACUCAGAAGUCUUCUGGUUUUAAAAGUACGAUUGACGACCCUCAGCGCCUAGUUCUGCGUAAUGUUACGAAGGAGGAUCAGGGCUGGUACACAUGUCUGGUUGCAAACACUGUUGGCAUGAAUUAUAGAAGUGCCUGGCUAACCGUUCUCAAUGAAACAGAAUAUGAGGAGUUGAAAGAGAAAGACAAUAGCACGCUGCUUUUAGCAUCACAGAUGGACAGUAACCAUAACAAUCAGAUUCCGACACAGACGGUAGUGUUCAUUGGUGCGAGUUGUGCGGCCGUUCUUGUCCUCGUUAGUGUUAUUGUUGUUGUAGUGUGUAAGUGCAGACGGAAAUCUAAAUAUAGAUAUGGCGAUGUUAAAAGGGUCAUUGUAAUGAGAUCUAAUGACUUAUACUAUCCUGAUCAUCCUAACGCUGAACCGAUCGGUUUUCCGGAAGUGAGAAUCGAAGGAACUGGUAGACGACGUAGAUUCUCCUCUGAUCUUACGACUGCAUCAGAAUAUGAACUGCCUCUUGACAGUAAAUGGGAAUUCCCCCGCGAUCGCCUAACAUUGGGUAAGGAGUUAGGGUCAGGAGCGUUCGGUGUUGUACGAUCCGGAGAAGCUGUCGGAAUCAAUAAUAGACAAGGGUCAACAACUGUUGCAGUCAAAAUGUUAAAACAGGAUGCUACGGACCGAGAAAUGACGGAUCUUAUGGUUGAAAUGGAGAUGAUGAAGUUAGUGCGUGGUCAUAAGAAUAUAAUCAAUCUGCUUGGAUGCUGUACUCAAUCUGGUCCUUUGUAUGUGAUAACCGAGUUUGCUCCAAACGGUAACCUACGUGACUUCUUACGUAACAGACGCCCGUGUACGGACUAUGAAAAACCUUCAAGUUUACAUAUUACAAUGGAUUACGAAAAACCACUUAUUCAAGAUAAACCAUUAACUGAAAAAGAUUUGAUAUCAUUUGCAUAUCAGGUUGCACGAGGGAUGGAGUACCUGGCAUCAAGACUGUGCAUACAUCGGGAUUUGGCGGCCAGGAAUAUUCUAGUAGCCGAGGAUUUUGUUCUAAAAAUAGCUGACUUUGGUCUUACAAGAAACCUCUCGGAGGUCGAUUACUAUAAAAAGAGCGGAGAUGGUCGGUUACCUGUUAAGUGGAUGGCUCCAGAGGCAUUAUUUGAUCGAAGGUAUACAACUAAAAGUGAUGUUUGGGCCUAUGGUGUUUUGUUAUGGGAAAUCUUCACUCUUGGAGGGAAUCCCUACCCGUCUGUUCCAGUUGAAGACCUUUUCGAUUUGUUACGGAACGGGCAUCGGAUGGAGAAACCACCGUAUGCAUCAACUGAGAUGUACCAAAUCAUGUUGAAUUGUUGGAAUCAGUCCCCGGCCAUGCGACCGUUAUUUACAAACUUGGUUCAAGACAUUGAUCGGAUUUUGACGUCAAAGGCAGGAAAUGGCGAGGAAUACCUUGACCUUCAAGAACCGUUUGAAACUGUUUUAAUGAGCUCGUCGGACAGUCAGUAUUCUUCUAUGUCUCAUAGUACCGCUAACAGUGAAAGUGACAUUAGCAGUACGAUAGUGUAGUACAAAUAUAUACAUGCUUCUUGUAGCAGUAUCAAAGUGGUUGUUAAAAUUGAGACUAACAAACAGUCGUCAAAAUCUCCCGUUAGUUGGUAAUCAGUUAAUUUACUACUAUAUUGAGUACUAGAAGUAUGUUGUGUAACUUAAAAAGAAGCGCGCACAGUUGCGAUUUGAGCAUUUAACUCUAGCAGCGCCCUCUAGAGGCUGCAUUUGUGAUAAAAAAAGUUGUAGUAACAAUGCUAUGAACUAUACUAUAGUGCUUUGUGCAGCAACUGUUAACAACCAGUGUUGUGCUUUUUGUUUAUUAAAUCCAAAUUCUUGGUACGAAGGUGGUUUACCUGACUGCGGCGUCCAUUGCGCCACCUGUUUUUCAUAGACAUUUGUUUCAAGACUCGGGAUACAAGGAAACGAUAGUUAUAAGUGGUUUCCUGGGUGACAGGCAAGUGCAUAUUUAGGAAGGAGCAGAUAGUUUUAAUUGACUUUUACGCGAUACAAAACAAAACCCUCAGGUUGUUAACGUAACGAAAAAUAUUUGAAAUUGUGCACUUAAAAUACACAUUUUGACAGUAAUGGUGCAAGUAAAAUUGUGUGAUUUCUUUGCGAUUAUAGGAGAGUUCAUCAUAGUUAAAAACCCUAUACAAGGGGAGACAAUUUAUUUAAUGAUGCCUUCGCGAUGGCCUUUUAUGUGUCGCGUUACAGAAGGUGGAGACAGUGUUGUGUUCAGGGACAGUGUAUAUGAACUUAGUUGAUUUUACUGAGCAGUAACUUUAACUUUAUUGUUGUAUAAUUCUUUAUAUUUUAUAUAAAUGUGUUCAUGGGAGAAGAUUCUCCAUAUUUUUAUUUCUGUUGCCAUAGAAACAAAAAGUCAAAACAAUUGAUUUUAGAGUGCAGAACAAUUUUAUUUGUUUUUAUUAUUUUUUUUCAUGAACUAUUUUUUUUGUAAGUUUUUAUGACAACAAAUGGCGAUGUUGCCAGUAUCAUUGUUAUGUAUUAGAAGAUGUCAUUUUCUUCAAAACUUGCAUUGUUUAUCUUUGAAAUCCAGUUUUAUCAUAUUUGUUCCUAAGUGCUUACUGAUAUACAGUAUCUUUUAGUCCAUGUGUAAUGAUUGAAAGUUCAACCUUCGUAUGUAUUCAUAUAAGAUAAUGUAGUUGUUAGAAAGAAACUUUUUAUCUCAAAUUAUAUUAACAAAAUUUCAAAUAUUUUAUUUUUCACACAUGCUUUUGCUUCUAACUGUCUAACAAAAAGCUGUAAUUAAAAAUUCUUUUCUUGGCAUCAAUUUUAAGGCCAUUGCAUAUUAUAAUACUAUAUAAGAAAUGUUGAAAUAUGAUUAAGGAAAGAAAACCAACAAUGUACAAAUGAAAUAUUUGAUGGUGACUUUCACCUACCGCUGCUGUCCAUUAAUUGGCUUGCUCAAACCAAGCCUGCAAUAUAAUUUUAAUUCUUGUUGGAUGAACUUCAGGGUUUCUACAAUCAACUUUUGCAAUGUAAUAUAAUAUCAUAUAGCAAAAUAUCUCUGAACACAAUCUUCAGACUUUAUAUUUCAGACUGAAUUGAUGUGAUUACUGAAAUGCACUUUCCCUUUAUUCUAUAUUGUAAGGGAACUUUUUGUUUAACAAAGUAAUAUCAAAUAGGUUGUCAAACUGACAUUUUUAUUAUUUAUGUAUAAAUUUUUUAGUUGAAUUCCUAAGAUUUGUAAAGAUGCUGUUAAUGUUUAAUAUUUUACAAAUUUUAUGAGGCACUAAAUUCUGUCCUUAAUUUUAUGCUUUUAACAUAAUUUUGUAUAUAGAAGUUUGGAACUAGGAAAGCUGUUCAAUGUCAAUGAUUGUAUUCUAUUAAACAAAGAAAUGUUUGAAUUAUUGCAUAAAAUUAUUUAGUUUGACUUUAUAGUAUAGAAAUGUAAUAUUGCUUUUCUUGUGAUAAUUACAUUUCGAAAUACAUAGACUGAUAACAAUAUUUCAUUUAUUAUUUCGAUAAGUAAAGAAGAACCAGUCUGUCUUAAGAAAACCGUUGAUUGUCUGUUAAAAAGGUUUAUUCUCUCUGAGAAUAAAUAUGAAAUUGUUUUGUGUAUAAGAUAUGAAAGGAAUAGUGUAUUUUUGUGAUAAAAGUUUGUUUCGGGUCUUAGAUUUGUCAAUGUGUUAUCCCUUGUUAUAAAUAUUCAUUUUCAGAUAUUUAAAAUUGUCUUUGCCAAUAUAUUGUGUUCCAUUCAUUCACUGUCUUUAUACAAGAGGUAUAAUUUAACAACAGAUCAUAGUUUAUAAAAUGUUGAUAUUUUUUUUAAAUUUAAUACAAGUGCAUCAAACUGACUGGGAAAGAUUAAAAUGAGUACUAGCAUAUAGAUGAAAAACAUAUUUCUUUGUGCAGUGACAAUAUUUUUUAGCAUUUCACUAUGAUUAUUCAAUAGAAAUACUUCUCAUUUAUUGUCAAAAAAAAGACGAUAUAUUUUUGAAUUGUACAUCACCUUUUGUAUUCAUACACAUCAUGUAUUACAUGUUUCUGUGUUUUUCUAACACUGCCAAAUGCAUUAUAAUGUUAAAGCCAUGUGUUCAAUAAAUCUUCAAAAAGAAAUCUUUUUUUUAUUAAAUUACUCAAUGCUGUACAGAUACAUGUAUCAUUCAUUGUUUGCUCUUUUCAUCUCCCCACCCCUUGACCUAGUAAUCCAUUUUUUAGUCAAACUAGGCCGUUACGGAAGCAAAAAUAUAUGGUAAUGAAUGUUUACUUUAAAAUCUCCUGUUGACAGAUAAUCUAUGUGCCCUUGUAGUAUUUUACUUAUAAUUCCAUGGAGGAAAUGAUGUAGGCAAGUUUGCCUCUUUUUUUUGUUUAAUUGUUGAUAAUUGUUAAAACUGUUUUCUGUUUUAUUUACACUAUUUGUCAAGAGCAUUGACUGGUUAUUAAGUGUAGAACACUUUUAUAUUUUCUUCUGUUACAGCAUCCUAGCUUACCAGUUUAUACCUUAUCUUGAGGAAAUGAAGUAUUCAAAGAGUGCAAAAAAAUAACUAUUACUUACAAUUAUCUUUAUUUUUAUAACGAAAAUUAGUCAGCAAUUUGUUAUAUUUUUUUUCUUAAAAAUAAAUGAUAUAACAUACGUUUUAACACGAACUCGUGUAUUUCUCAUAAGGAUUGCGGAAAAAAAGAGGAUCAAAUUAUAGGGAAAAAAGUUUAUUAUUUAAAAAAAAAAAGAUUAUGAAAAAUAGAGAAUAUUUGCUGGCAAGAAAUAUAUUGUUCAGAUGGGGAAAAAAAUUAUUGUUUUUUUUUCAAAGAAAAAUAAAUGCUGGUAAAAUAGGCAUGUUACACUCGAAUUUCAGCAAGGCUGGAUAUUUGUAACAUUUUUGUUUUAUGAUUUAUGUGACCCGAGUGUUUGGUAUUUUCAUUGCCUCCCAUAUUUUUGGAACAAGGUAGGGUUUCAAUUUGUCAUUUGAAAUAUAAACAACAAAACUGGUUACACUUUAAUCAUGGUGGAGUCAUGCUGUUAAAUAAAGAUGUCUCUUUCUUUUUCCGUUUAUUUUUUUUUACAAUGUUAAAGUUUUAUACUUUCUACUUGAAAGUCUUUUCUUGUACAUGUACUUAAAUGCACAGGUUACUUGUUCAAUUUAAUAAGGUGUUAUCAUUAUGAUUUUAUAAUUUUGAUGAUUUUAUAAUUAAAAAAAGAGAGUAUUUUGAGAAAGAAAACAGUGACUUUUAUGAUUUUUCAGUGAUUUUAGCAUGAAUUCUAAUUAUGUAUAUAAAUUUUGUCAUGAUCUCAUUUUUAACUGUAAUUUAAUCCUGAAGUUUCAGGUGAGUUAAGUUACUUGAUUUUACUGAGAUAAGGUUUUCUUGUUAAAUUUUAUUGAUAUGUAUAAAAGAAAAAACUUUUAGCCUUGAAAUAAAUUUCAUUUUGAUUUUUUUAUUUCAUUUGUAAUAAAAAGAAACAGAACAGUUUUAAUUGUAUUAAAUAAAGACUGGAUGUCAAUUAAGUUUUAUUAUAAUUUCAUUUUAUUAGUUAAUUUUAUCAAAAUAUAUAAUGAAAACUGACUGAUUUACAAGUUUUAUCUUUCAUUUUGCUUUAAUUUGUGUAUUUUGUUAACAACUACAAAUAGUUCUUGCUGAAUAUAUUAGCACUGAAAAUGUUGAACAAAAAUUAUAGAAUGUAACCAAAACCUAGAGAAUUAGCUAACAUAUACAAGAAGAUGACAAAGUUAAGUUUACAAAACAUGUUGUUUUUGUAUCAUGAAUCAUAAAUUUUUCUGAAACCCUUAAAAAAAGUACAGAUAAAAUAGUUGUGAAUAGCAAAUUGUUCAAUAAAUGAUAUAUAGUGAAUACAAAUUGCAUGUAAUAAUGCAAAUUGGUAGGAAAAUAAAUUAAGAACAUAAAUAUUUUACUAUUAAUGGGACUUGAGUCAUACACCUUCUUUUUAUGUUGAGAAAUGUUUUUUAAAUUAGAAGGAAAAUAAAGAUGUUUUUCUCAUGAAACUCUUUUCGGAUAAUGUUGAUAAUGAUCUGAAUUGUGUGUGAUAUCCCGAUAAGAAAAUAAUUUGCAAAGGAAACAAUUUGUUUAGAAACAGAAACCAGGGCACAUUUAGUAAGAAAAUAUUUGUUAAUUUAAGAGAGAUUUUAACAUGUGUUUUGUGAACUUUGACCUGUCAUUUUAAUGUUUAUUAUUAUUAUCAUAGUAUCAUAGCAGUAGAACUACCAGGUUGUGUUCAAUUUCUGUCAGUUCUUUUUGUUAUUUCCUUUAUUACUUUCUUGUUUUAACCAUUUAAACAUUUUAUGAUAUGUUGUUUAUUUUUUGUUACCAGUUUUUAACCGAGGAACCUGUAGUUCUAAUAGACAGGUUUUUUUUUUUAAUCGACAAAUAAUUGACUUUGAGUACAGAUUUUCUACAAAGGCAUUAUAAUCCAAAAAUAUAUGAAAACUGUACAGACAAGUCAUAAUGUGCAUCUGUUAAGAUAGUGUAACAAACUUAGAAAGUUAAAGAAGAGAAAAAAAUGAUCCUACUCAAUACCAAAGUGUUCCAGUAACUUUAAAUCAAUGGGAAAUAAAAAUGACUGAAAGUUUACACAAGUAGUUACAUUAUUUUCAAGCAUAGCACUGCACCCACAAACAUAUAUGCACCAAAAUGUUUAUCACUACAGGUUGUUUCAAAAUACAUUAAAUGUUGCACCCUACAGUGUUCCAACAUUCAUACAUCAGACAGUUGUUUCUACUGUAAAUACACUGAAAUUUACUUUAAUCAAUUGUAAUUGUAAAACGUUAUUAACCGCACAUGGACUGACAUAAUGUUCAUGACAACCAUAAAUUGUGUUCAAUCUGCAAAACCAUAAUCUCACGGUGUCCGCAUUUACUCUAUGUAUGUGGUUCGCUAAUUUUUUUGGUCAGUAUUUUAACAUUUUUGUUCACCCCUAUACCUUAUCUUGACUGCUGUAUAGAUCUGCCUUUUACAAAUAAAACAAUCAAAUUUCCUCAUUUAGGCAUCCCAACACUAGUUUCAUAUUCCAUUCUAUAUUAUCAUCAUCACCACUAUAUCAGAAUCUCAGAGAAACUAACCAAACUUUAUAUGACAUCACUUGUUACAUCAGAAAUUUGUUACAGCAGAAAUUAUGUUAAUAUACAGAUAUUGUACUAUUUUGAAAAUAAAAAAAUGAGCGAAUUUAAAUAUUUUAAUAUAUUAUUAAAGAAAACUGAAAAACACAUAUAAUUAGGUUGGGGCAGAUAGGUAAUAGGGAUUUAUGGAAAUGAAGAACUAUUAUAAAAAUCAGUGGAAGAAUGCAAGUUUUCACCCCAAGCAAAGGAACAUAAUUUGAAAUAAUAUAUAUAAAUAUUUAUUAUUUUG